CUCUCUCUCUCUCUCUCUCUCUCUCUCAUCAGGAAAGAAGAUCUUACAACAACAGGAAACAUUAGGUUCUGGAAUUUAUGGCUUCAAACCUGAAUCUGGUUCGAGCAAAGGCUGCUGAAGCCUCAAAGGUUGUAGCCAAGAACGGAUCUUCCUACUACAAGCAGCUAUUGGAGCAGAACAAGCAAUCCAUUCAGGAACCACCAACUGUAGAGAAAUGCCAGCUUUUGGCAAACCAGCUGUUUUACACUCGUCUUGCCAGUAUUCCUGGUCGUUAUGAAUCAUUCUUGAAGGAACUUGAUUAUGUCAAGCACUUAUGGAGGAACAGGCGGGAGCUGAAGACUGAGGAUGUUGGCAUUGCUGCCCUUUUUGGACUAGAAUGUUAUGCCUGGUAUUGUGUUGGAGAGAUUGUAGGACGAGGGUUUAAAAUUACUGGCUACCACGUCUAAGCGCUGCACCAUGCUUUUUUCAUAACUGAUAGAAGUCUACAUGAGACUUUUUUCCUAGUUUUUCAGUCAAUGAUCACUUGAUUCCUACUGAACGUAUUUCGGUGAGAAACUCGUUACAAAUGAGUCUGGAGCAAGUUUAUUUGCUUCAAUAAACUUUAAUUUUGUUUUCCUUCACCCCUUAUCUUUCCUUUUUCCCCGAAGCCCGUAUAUGUGCACCAUAUAAUUGUUGUGUUACUAUCGUUAUUAAGCCAUCAUUAUGUUUUAGAUUGCGCUCUAAGUGUCACACAUUGAAGUCACAGAAACAGCCAAG
Ilex paraguariensis (yerba mate) is the source of this 756-nucleotide messenger RNA. NCBI's taxonomy places the organism in Eukaryota, Viridiplantae, Streptophyta, Magnoliopsida, Aquifoliales, Aquifoliaceae. The record is from the annotation of a GenBank genome assembly.